AUGAAUUGCCACGAGCUCCAGCAACGCGCCAGGCCAUCGCGCUACGUCAUCAAGCGACCCAAAGCGCUCCAGUGGUUCCACAACGGACGAUUGUACAAGGCGAGCGACGAGGAGAGACAGGCGGGACGGUUCGAGCUGUUCCUAGACUUGCUGUACGUCGCCAUCGUCGCCAAUUUCAGCGACGACCUCGCCGAGCAUCCCGAUGGCGCGCACCUCGCCAAGUACAUGCUCAUUUUCGCGCCGGCGUGGCAUGUCUGGGCGGACCUUCGGGAGAUCAUGAACUCGUACUACACGGACGACUUGGCACAGCGCCUCGUCAUUCUGUGGGUCAUGGCUCUGCUCGUCUUGUACGCCAACAACGCAAGACGGGUGGAUGAUGUCGCUGCCGUGAGAACCGCGGCAGGCGCGUACCUGGUGGCUCGCUUCAGCACCAUGUGCGUCUUCCUCGUGUCCUCGUUUGCGAGCUACCAGCACCGGGCGCAGGCGCGCGUGCUUGCCGGGUUCAUGUUUGCAGGGCUCCUGAUGGGCAUCCCGAUCUUGUCCGAGGACGUCGGCCUCGGCGCAAAGGCCGCGGUGGCUGCCGUCAUGAUUGUCUACCAGGAGUGCACGUGGUCGCUGACCCUGAGCCCCUGGUUCAAGCGCCGGCUCAAGCUCAGGUACAGCACGGCGGUGGACGUUGCGCACGAGGUGGACCGCAUGGCAGCCUUCUUCAUCAUCAUCCUCGGCGAGUUCGUGUACAGCGUCGUGGUGGGGGACCCGGCCGGCGUCGGGGUCACGCCGGGCUACGCCAAGGCCGUGUGCACGCUGGUGAUUGCCUUUUGCAUCAACUGGAUCUACGCCAGCGGCGACGGGAGCCUGCACGCCACGCAUCCCAUCCGGCGGUCGGCCGGGACGGCGUUUGCCUUUUUCCUGCUGCACCUGCCCCUGGCGGCGUCGUUCCUGAUCGGAGGGCACAUGUGCGCCGUCAGCACCAAGCUGCACAGGCUUGACGACGGCCAGCGCUGGCUCCUGGGCGGCGGGCUCGGCGCAGGGCUGCUUUGCCUCUGGAUCUACGGCCAGCUGUACCGGGCCACCGAGGACGAAGCCUGCCUGGUGCUGCCCAAGCAGUACCGCAUCGGCAUGCGGCUCGUCGUGGCCGCGGUUCUGGCGCUGCUGCCCGCGACGCACCGGCACUUGACGGCCACGCAGCUCAUGGUCGCCGUCAUGUCCCUGUUUGCGCUUCUGACCGUGUGGGAGACGAUGGGCGGGCUGAUGAAGGGGGCCUGCGUCUUUGAGCCCUGGACCGACACUCGUGCUCCCCUGGACGAGGGGGAGGCAGAAGCCGAGCCCGAGGCACGAGCCUAG
Molecule: messenger RNA, 1344 nt
Organism: Ustilaginoidea virens
Lineage: Eukaryota; Fungi; Ascomycota; Sordariomycetes; Hypocreales; Clavicipitaceae
Exons: 2
Coding region: 1-1344 (447 amino acids)
Source: RefSeq, a predicted model, not a curated record